AGGAGGAGGAGCAGGGACGACGAGCCGGCGGCGGUUCCUUCCCCUUCCCUUCCCGUCCCGCUCCGCACACGCGACCCGACGAGCCGCCGCUGGAGCCCGUCCGCAGGUUUCUGCUGGGAUGAAGGAAGAUUUGAGGUAGGACGGACCCUUCAAAGCAUGACCCAGUUUACUUCAGCAUGCAGCAGUUUGCAAAUUCUUGGAACCUGCUUGAAGUAUAAUGUUUGAAUGUUAUUGGCAUCAUGUCAACAAUUAGACAGAGAAAAGGAAUAAAAGUCACAGAAGCUCCAGAAGAGUGCCUGUCACAGGAAAAGAACUGGAAAUUUAAUGGGAAAAUUUUCACUGGUGGAAAACUAUGGAAGAAGGUUUCAUUAAUCGUUGGUGGAAUUGUUGGCAUUUCCCUGGGAAUUCUCACUUCAGUUUAUGUUGCUACAUUACAUGAAAAUGAUUUAUGGUUUUCCAACAUCAAGGAAGUAGAGCGGGAGAUUUCAUUCAGGACAGAAUGUGGCCUUUAUUACUCUUAUUACAAGCAGAUGCUGCGGGCUCCAUCUAUUCAACUAGGUUUACACAGUUUAAUUUAUGACAAUAAAACUGAAUCAUUGAGGACAAUUAACAUCCUUGGAAGAAUGAAUGUUUACCAAGAAGUAUUUCUCAGCAUUCUGUAUACAGUUUUUCAUAUGAAGAAAUUUUUAGAACCUGUUUAUUUUUACAUCUACGCUUUAUUUAGUCUUCAGGCAGUCUAUGUCACUGCUUUGUAUGUAACCUGCUGGCUUCUUAGUGGAACUUGGCUUUCAGGUGUACUAGCUGCCUUCUGGUAUAUUACAAACAGAUUAGAUACCACCCGGGUAGAAUUUACCAUUCCAUUAAGAGAGAAUUGGGCACUACCAUUCUUUGCUGUUCAGUUAGCUGCAAUUACAGUCCUCUUCAGACCUCAUUUACGUCCUACUCAUGAAAGACUGACGCUUCUUGCAGUAUUUAUUUCAACCUUCCUCUUCAGUUUGACUUGGCAGUUUAAUCAGUUUAUGUUGUUGAUCCAGGCAGUGGUUUUGUUCACACUGGACUGUCUUGACUUCCUUCCGAGAGGAAAGGUGACCUGGAUCUAUAUAAUACAAGUGGUUAGUUUGCUGCUCGUUUGCCUUCUGCAGUUCUUUAAUUCCAUGAUAGUAGGAUCGCUACUUGUAAGUUUUAAUAUGUCUGCCUUGUUAGCAAGAAAACUUCAGAACAACCUGAAAACUGGAGGCCUGUUUAGCAGACUUGGAAAGCUUUUCAUUCAUGUACUCUUAGUGCUGUGUUUGACAUUUCUUGUAAACAAUUCUAUUAAGAAAGUACUUAAUUUGGAGUCAGAUGAACAUAUAUUUAAGUUUCUGAAAGCAAAGUUUGGACUUGGAGCAACAAGAGAUUUUGAUGCUAACCUGUACCUGUGCGAAGAAGCUUUUCGCCUUUUACCUUUUAAUACUUUCAUAAGACUUUCUGACACUUUAGUUUUUUAUGCCUACAUAUUUGUGCUUUUUGUAAUGACCGUAACAGCGGCUUUUGUUGGUUUUCAGAAUCUCAGUGGUUCUGCAAACGUCAAAUCCACAGAUAAGCUGCAAAGGUGCAUAACUCUACUGAAACCUGGUGUCGCUUACCAUUUAGUGCACACCGUUCUGUUUGGAUUGCUGGCAUUUAGCACAAUGAGGAUGAAAUAUCUCUGGACUUCUCAUAUAUGCGUCUUUGCAGCUUCGGGUUUGUGCAGUAGUGACAUGUGGGCCCUGAUCUUGAGGCUCCUUCAUCUUUACACACCUCGAAGGGUAUCUGUGAUUAGAUAUUUAAUACCCAUGCUCAUAUUACUGUAUCUUUGUUACAAGGUCUGGCCUGGAGUGAUGGCUGAGCUGUCAGAGCUGAGAGAAUUCUAUGACCCAGACACAGUGGAGCUGAUGAACUGGAUUAAGUCCAACACCCCUAAGAAGGCAGUGAUUGCUGGAAGUAUGCAGCUGUUGGCAGGUGUCAAGCUAUGCACAGGAAGGAUUUUAACCAAUCACCCCCACUAUGAGGAUAAAAGCCUGAGAGAGAGGACCAAGCAGGUUUAUCAGGUCUAUGCAAAAAGGUCUCCUGAAGAUGUCCACAGGAUCCUCAGAUCUUUUGGCACUGACUUUGUAAUCCUGGAGGACAGUAUUUGCUAUGAAAGGAGACACAGCAGGGGCUGUAGGUUGCGUGAUCUCCUGGACAUCGCAAAUGGCCAUACUAUGGAUGGUCCUGGGGAAAAUGACCCUGAUCUGAAACCGUCACCAUAUCCUCGCUUCUGUGAGGAAAUCAAAAGAAAUCUGCCUUCAUAUACAAUGUAUUUUGCUAAAGUAUUCCAGAACAAAACAUUCCAUGUAUACAAGCUGGUUAGACAUAAAAAGACCACAUAGUUUUUCUGUGCCUGCAAUGGUAAAAGCUAAGAGAGUUUACAAAAAUGGCUUAUUUUUAAGAAGUGUCGUACACUGGUUUAAAAGAUUUACUUUUUCAUUACUGUGACAAUUUAAGAGUGUUUGUUUUGAUAACAUUUGUCCAGAAAGCUUGCGGGGAUGACACAAGGCUGGUGUGCAAGCUGCACAAUUCGCAGUGUGCCAGACGUUUGCCCGUUCUACCGCAGCAGCAUCUACCUGCAGUGUCCUGUGCGGCCCCCUUUUUGUGAAGGACCAUGCACACGCCACAGCAUGAGAGGUGUUUGACAUGCGGAGAACGGAGCGGGCAUUGGCCCCGAGACUUGCUGCCAGGCACAACCCCAUGCACAGCCUGGUUCUGGGAACUGUAGCCUGUUCCCAUUAACUGCAUAGAUCGCGAAUUCGGCUCAGGGAUUUGGCUUGGCACUGUGGUCCUGUGAUCCCAUCGGAAGGUCCUGUUUUUUUCUUUUCCUUAAGGUGCUCUAGACCAUUAUUCGACAACUAGUUACUUGGGAGUAAGUGCUACUAAUUUCCUUGGGCUUACAGCCAAGUACGUUUGCUCAGCAUCACAGGAUAAACCUUGUCAAGUUCAAACCCCACAGAGCGUUGUUGCCAGAGAGCCCAGAUCACAGUGAAGGGCACCGGUCACCUCGUGCUGUUGAUUUGUGCACCAGGACCCAGACGUUGGCACACCAGCAAUGCGAUGCCUUUGGUCACUUUCUUUCCCACAUGCUCUGUUCUGCCUGCUUUCCGCCCUGCACAGCGGUGAUGGUGCUUGGCCUCUGCUGACAAGGAAGUACCUGUCAACAUGCUAGCAGCUGUUGUGUAGCUCAGGCCAGGGCAAGAUGAGAACAUACCCACAUGAAAGUUUGCUUUAAGCACAUACUCACCCCUCAGCUGGAGUUUACAUAUCCGCUGCAAGUUGACCUGUCUUCAAGCAAAGCCUUGAGUCUUCUACAGACAUUGCUACCAAGAGUCGCAGUCAGAAUCCAGCAUAGCACCGCCAGGCACUUGACGGCUAGUGCCACUGCUUGAAUUUUCAGUGCACACCAGUUUUCAAGCAUUCACGACAUUUGUUACUCAGUGUAUCAGUUUGUUUUCCUAUGGCUCCACACUUAAUAGAAUGAUUUGUCUGUGAUUUUCAGACUUUGACAACUGGAGGAAGUUUUUGUUUUCGUUUUCCCCUGGGGGGAUGUUUUGGUAGUUUCCAUGUUUGCUUUUGUUUGGUUUCUGAGAUUUUUGUAAUGAAGCAUGUUCUGGAGUCCUAUUUCGGACAUUUAAAGGAAAAAUUGCAAACAAAGCAAAACCUUCCGACCGACCUCCUGCAUGCAGCAGUGUUCAACUCUUGUGUUCUGUUGUUGUCGUUGUUCUUGUUGUUUCUUAAUGUGUCUCUUUGAGUUAGAGUGCCAAACCCAAGUAAAUAGUGCCAUAAGGAUCAUUAAAGUGAUGGGAUAUUUUGUGUUUUAAGGAAUAA
This is a messenger RNA of Varanus komodoensis (Komodo dragon), 3879 nucleotides long. RefSeq names its product dpy-19 like C-mannosyltransferase 3 (gene DPY19L3). The record is from RefSeq and is a predicted model, not a curated record. NCBI's taxonomy places the organism in Eukaryota, Metazoa, Chordata, Lepidosauria, Squamata, Varanidae. Bases 240 to 2390 code for a protein of 716 amino acids. Gene Ontology annotation, cellular component: nuclear inner membrane. Gene Ontology annotation, molecular function: mannosyltransferase activity. The transcript has 20 exons.